AUGGACAUCCGCCAGCUCAUCAACGCGCCCUCCCCCCUCCCGCCAGCCGCGCGCGCAGAGACGCCCCCAUCCACGAAGCGCAAGCGCUCGCCCUCCCCGCGCCCGACCUCCGCAAAGCGCCGCCGCUCCAACAAUCCCUAUGCGCAACCUCCUCCCUGGGCCACCCGUGGGAACUGGAGCGGCAUCACCAUCCUACCCGAGAUGCCUCCCCCGCCGCGAUCCAAAGCACAAAACCAAAACCACUACCUCAAGGCCGCGGCAACAGCCACAAACGGCCACAGCACCAGCAACAACCACAGCACGCCGCAUCCCUCCACCACAGUCCGGGCACACACCCCCAACCCCUCACUCGCCUGGGAGCCCUCCAUCACAGCCAUAACGCCCUACGACGAGCUCUCCCGCCGCGUCUGCGACUUCCUCUACCCCUUCGCGAUCCAGACCUACCCAGGCGCAUCUCUCGAGAUCGAAGCAAAAAUCGGCACGCUGCUGAACCGCUACAGCCAAGAGCGGGUCGAGCUGCCCGUGCUGUGCGAAACCGUGCUCGACAGCGCGCGGGUCGACUGCACAUUCCGCAGCUCCAUGACAGAGCCGCAGCACCGGCAGAUGAACAAGUUCCUCAACGACGCCGUGGCGAGUUCGUGCGUGGCCCCCGCCGGCGGGGGAGCGCCCACCCGCGUCAAAAUCGCAUACACCCACCCCAAAGAACGCGACACCUUCCACGCCCUGACGCCCGCGGGAUUGGCGCUGCUCCCGCCCGCCCUCCGCGCCGCCGCUUCGGCCGGCCCGCACGCCCCGAAAGUGCGCCUCACGACCGACCAGAAGACGCGCAGAGUCACGGCCGCGAUCGUCAAGACGCGCCUCGGGGACCUCGACAUCCUCUCCCCCGGCACGCCGUUCGACUGCCGGGUCAGCGUCAAUCUAGAGAUGAGCUACCCGUUCACCAGUGUCGAGGAGCUGGGGCCGCCGGUCACGGAACACGACGUCGUGGUCGAGAGGCUCAAGGAUAGGAUGAGCUAUUCGCAUCUUGCGUACCGCAUUGAUCUGACGCAGGUGACGCGGCCGGGGGGGGAGGGGAAGGAGAAGGUGCAUGAGCUCGAGGUUGAGGUUGCAGGGGAGGAGUUGGGCCGCGAGGCUAGGGCGCUGGAGGAGGGGAGGGAGAGUCGGUAUGAGAUGGUUGUUAGGGGGUUUGUGGAUAAUGUUAGGGUGUUGACUAGGGCGGCGAGGGGGUAG
This is a messenger RNA of Coniosporium apollinis CBS 100218, 1230 nucleotides long. RefSeq lists its product as uncharacterized. Bases 1 to 1230 code for a protein of 409 amino acids. Gene Ontology annotation, molecular function: polynucleotide 5'-phosphatase activity. Lineage: Eukaryota; Fungi; Ascomycota; Dothideomycetes. Gene Ontology annotation, biological process: polynucleotide 5' dephosphorylation; 7-methylguanosine mRNA capping. The record is from RefSeq and is a predicted model, not a curated record. Gene Ontology annotation, cellular component: mRNA capping enzyme complex. The transcript has a single exon.